Ananas comosus (pineapple) is the source of this 1435-nucleotide messenger RNA. Its product is annotated as glutaredoxin-C5-like. The transcript has a single exon. Bases 191 to 562 code for a protein of 123 amino acids. NCBI's taxonomy places the organism in Eukaryota, Viridiplantae, Streptophyta, Magnoliopsida, Poales, Bromeliaceae. The record is from RefSeq and is a predicted model, not a curated record.
CUCUCCAAUAUUCCCAAAAUACCCCUCACUCCUCUAUAUAUAUAUAACCCCCCUUCUCUACCUCCCUAUGUAUGCAUAUAUAUUUGAGAUCACGUCACACACAUACAUAUACAUAUACAUAUUUACGAAGUCACGCUGACGUAACGUACGUGCGUAGAAGGUGUUAAGAAACGUACGUGCUCUACUAACCAUGCAGAGUUACGGAGAGGUGGCGGUGGAGCAGAUGGCGAGGGAGGGGGCGGUGGUGGUGUUCAGCGUCAGCACGUGCUGCAUGUGCCACGCAGUGAAGCGCCUCUUCUGCGGCAUGGGGGUGCACCCCACUGUCUACGAGCUCGACCACCACCCCCGCGGUCCCGACAUCCACCGCGCCCUCACGGGCCUCCUCCUCUCCUCCUCUGCCUCUGCCUCUGCCUCCUCAAUCGGUGACGGCGGUAACGCUUCGUUGCUCCCCGUCGUGUUCAUCGGGGGGAAGCUCGUGGGGGCUAUGGACAGUGUGAUGGCCUCGCACAUCAACGGCACCCUCGUCCCGCUUCUUAAAGAAGCCGGGGCGCUCUGGCUCUAAUUUCUAUAUUAUAUAUGAAAGCAGAAGCCAAACUCCUUAGCUCCAGCUAAGUAACAAAAUAUAAAAGAAAAAAUAUUCUAUCAGACACGUCUUAUUCAGUCACUUCCAUGCACGCACCCUUUAGCUAUCAAUCACCCUCAAAUAUCACUCAAUUCGAAUAAGUAUAAAAAAUUUAUUAUAUUGUGAUGUUUGAUGAUGAUACAUUAAUAAGGGUAGGUCUUAGUGAGACGUGUCUGAUAGAAUUUCUUUUUCCUAGCUAACUAAUUAAUAAUAGUGUGGUUUAUAUUUGAAAAAUAUGUGAAAUUACCGGUUAAAAUCCUUAUGAAAAGUUGGUAUUUGUAUGCGCACUCCUGUAAAACUUUGGUUGUUUCCGAGCCUAUCAUGUUAAUUUAGUAGUAUUUACAUAACUUUUAAUUUACAUAGAUAUCCAAGAGUUCAUAAGCAAGGAUUUUAAGGGUUACGUACGUAAAUACCAACUUUGAGUAUUUCUGCAAUUUCGCAUAUUUGGAUAGCGCAUAUAUGCGAAUAUAUAUAUAGAGAGAGAGAGAAAGAGAAAGAAGAGAGAAGAGAUGUAGUGAGAGGGGGAGAGAGAGAGAGGGGCCCUCCCAUGCAUUUUGGGUACAAACAUGGAGUAGGGUAUGUUGUUUUGUGAGUUUUAAUUUCUUUUUCUUUUUUUUUUCUUUUAAUUUACUUUUGUUUUCAUUGAUCUUCUCUUGUGGUCUUUGAGUGUUAGUUAUUUGAUGUUGGGGUUUCUAGUUUUGUUUGUUUGAGAUAUAGAGUGUGGGUUUAAUUAAAUUGAUGCUUUUUUGUGUGAAUGAUGAUGCAUGUAUAGUGGGGGAAAAGAAAAAAGUCAAUGAAAGAAAAAGAAGUUGC